AUGAAAUGUGAUAUUUGCUUACCUGCUUGCGUUAAUCUUACUUUAUGGCCACAUUUUGCUGGUAGCAUGAAUCAGAGACUUAUAAUAUUGCUAAGUCUUUUUACCUUGACUGGUAUAAGAAAUAAAUGGUCUUUUCAUCAAAGACAAAUAGCGGAGAAGUUGCGGCAGGGCCAUGCAGUCAUACCCGAGGCGUUCGACAGCGUUAGUAUCUUCUUCUCGGACAUAGUAUCUUUCACCGAGCUGUCCGCAAAGUGCACUCCCAUGCAGGUAGUCGACUUGUUAAACGAUUUUUACACGACCUUUGAUAGCACCAUAGAAAAAAGAGACGUAUAUAAGGUGGAGACCAUCGGCGAUGCAUAUCUCUGUGUAUCUGGACUACCCCAUCGAAAUGGCAACGAACACAUCAAGGAAAUCUGUCUAAUGUCGAUUUCAUUGCUGAAAGAUCUGAAACAAUUUCGUAUUUCUCAUAUGCCUUCAUAUCGGAUAAUGAUACGCAUUGGGAUUCACACAGGUAGCUAA
This is a messenger RNA of Cylicostephanus goldi, 519 nucleotides long. Lineage: Eukaryota; Metazoa; Nematoda; Chromadorea; Rhabditida; Strongylidae. The record is from the annotation of a GenBank genome assembly.